AUGGACUAUCAUGACACAGCCCCUGAAUGUUGUUUCGAUCUCGGAUACGUUCCAGUGGUGAGCCCUUGGGCAUCCCUUUCAGACCAUCAGCGGGACGUCAACCGCUCGACCGCAGGCUUCCGGAGCGUCCCCGACCCUUCUUGUACAUGCAACAUGGCACCUGGCGUGUGGCUUCCAGAUAUCUCCUGCGCCAGCCACUUGGAGGCCUGCAACUGGCCACACACCGAAGGCUUCCGUGCCGAUGGGCACGAGGCCCCCUAUUCCUUCCAGCACGGCGAGUACCCAGAGCCUGUUGGCAGUUCGCUCCAGCUACCAUCGUCGUCGACGACGUCUUCUUCCCCCAGCUCCGACGCUGGCACCGAAGGCACAAGGCCCAUGGUGGAGUUUCCUCUCGCGGGCGUGGCAAUGGCUAUGCACGUGGGAUCGUCACCACUUCAAGAAGAACAAACCAGCAGCGUCGACGACAACGACCCUAUCCCCAAGAUAGAGUACAUUGAGCCAACAAGUCACCGCCUCCGAUCUACCCAAAGUCGCAUGUCCCCCCUCGGCGAGGAAGCGCGCCACAGGAGGGACCAAGUCCUCCUCGACGGCCGCCGGGCCGGCCUGACCUAUGCCGAGAUCAAGAAGCGGCACAACCUGUCCGAGGCGGAGUCGACCCUGCGCGGACGCCACCGCACCCUCACGCGCAACCCGGAGCACAGGGUCCGGAAGCCGCAGUGGACCAGGAGGGAUCUUGCGUUGCUCAAGGAGGCCAAGGGCCCAUGCCGGAUGAAGCUGUGGUCCGAGGUGAAGGAGCAUCUCGAGGCGCAAGGUGCGUCGUACCCGUUUGGGGCGAAUGCGUGCAGUAGGAAAUGGGAGGAGGUCAACAACAAGUGCGGCGGCGUGUAA
Emericellopsis cladophorae is the source of this 888-nucleotide messenger RNA. RefSeq names its product Homeodomain-related protein. NCBI's taxonomy places the organism in Eukaryota, Fungi, Ascomycota, Sordariomycetes, Hypocreales, Bionectriaceae. The record is from RefSeq and is a predicted model, not a curated record. The transcript has 3 exons. The coding region runs from base 1 to 888 and encodes 295 amino acids.